Messenger RNA from Otolemur garnettii (small-eared galago), 808 nucleotides. It is a transcript of the gene TCEAL1, whose product is annotated as transcription elongation factor A like 1. The transcript has 2 exons. The record is from RefSeq and is a predicted model, not a curated record. Bases 102 to 581 code for a protein of 159 amino acids. Lineage: Eukaryota; Metazoa; Chordata; Mammalia; Primates; Galagidae.
GUCUGCAGGUCACAGCGGGUCACCUCGAGGAGAGAACGACUAGGAGGAGCACACAGCCUGAAGAGGUCCAGAAUAACUGCUUGAAGAAGAAAAUUCCCAGCAUGGAAAAAUCAUCCAAAGAAAAUGAAGAACAGCCACAGAGUGCGCCAAAGACGGAUGAGGAGCGGCCUCCAGAGGAGCACUGUCUCGGAAAGCAGUCUCCUGACGAGCAGUCCUCAGAGGAGCAGUCCUCUGAGGAGGAGUUCUUUCCAGAGGAGCUCCUUCCUGAGCUCCUGCCUGAGAUGCUCCUUUCAGAGGAGCGCCCCCCGCAGGAGCGCCUUUCCAGGAAGGAUUUGUUUGAGCAGCGCCCUCCCAUGGAGCAGCCUCCCUGUGGAGUGGGAAAACAUAAGCUAGAAGAAGGAAGCUUUAAGGAGAGGCUGGCUCGUUCUCGCCCACAAUUUAGAGGGGACAUACAUGGCAGAAAUUUAAGCAAUGAAGAGAUGAUACAGGCAGCAGAUGAUCUAGAAGAAAUGAAAAGAGUAAGAAAUAAAUUGAUGAUAAUGCAUUGGAAGGCAAAACGGAGCCGCCCUUACCCUAUUUAAUCUGUUCGGCCUUCAAUUCUGUUUUGUCUGCUGAUUUUAUUGCCACCUGAGCUUUCUGUUUGCAUUUUUUUAUAUGCGUUUUCCCAGCUGCUUAAUUUUAACUUUUUGUGUGGCUUUAUUUCAGGUGAUUGGCUUUUAAUUGUCAUAAAGUUUUGGUUUUUUACCCCCUAUAGUCUGCAGUCUCCCUCUUUCAAUCAGGAGUCCCACCCUUUGCAUGGAAAGAUGUA